UGCAGCAGCAGCAGCAGCAGCAGCAGCAGCAGCAGCAGCAGCAGCAGCAGCAGCAGCAGCAGCAGCAGCAGCAGCAGCAGGAGGAGGAGAGCGGACCUGAAGAGCCGAGGAAAAGGAAAGCGCCAAUGGGCUUUUUCUCUUCGGAAAGUCCAGCUCGGUGGUUUCGAAUUGCGUUCGCCACCGCCUGCACCGCCUCGUCUUGCCCUAUCACCCUCUGCAGCAGCAGCAGCAGCAGCAGCAGCAGCAGCAGCAGCAGCAGCAGAGGUUGA
This is a messenger RNA of Eimeria necatrix, 269 nucleotides long. RefSeq lists its product as hypothetical. The transcript has a single exon. The record is from RefSeq and is a predicted model, not a curated record. NCBI's taxonomy places the organism in Eukaryota, Apicomplexa, Conoidasida, Eucoccidiorida, Eimeriidae. The annotation marks the transcript as partial.